This is a messenger RNA of Vollenhovia emeryi, 2059 nucleotides long. It is a transcript of the gene Ost48, whose product is annotated as dolichyl-diphosphooligosaccharide--protein glycosyltransferase 48 kDa subunit. The transcript has 3 exons. Gene Ontology annotation, cellular component: oligosaccharyltransferase complex; endoplasmic reticulum membrane. The record is from RefSeq and is a predicted model, not a curated record. NCBI's taxonomy places the organism in Eukaryota, Metazoa, Arthropoda, Insecta, Hymenoptera, Formicidae. The coding region runs from base 77 to 1381 and encodes 434 amino acids.
UUUGCGAACGCGCCGUACGACGAGUCGACGUUCGACGUGGCUCCGCUGGCAGGUUUUUCGUCACAAGUGGUGCACGAUGAGGCUCGCAGGGAGGUUAUUCUGCCUGUUCCUCGUGUUCGCCGGCUCGAACGCCGGCGGACCGGUCCUCGUCCUGCUCGACAAUCUCGCGAUCAAGGAGACACACUCGAUAUUCUUCAAGAUGUUGCAGGACAGCGAUUACGCCUUGACGUUCAAGUCGGCUGACGACUCGACCCUGCAGCUCUCCAAGUACGGCGAGUAUCUGUACAAGCAUCUGAUCAUAUUCGCGCCCACGGUGGAGGAGUUUGGCGGCGCUCUGAGCGUGGACGCGAUAACGGAGUUCAUAGACGGCGGCGGGAACGUUCUGCUCGCCGGCUCCUCGCAGUCGGGCGACGCUUUGCACGAACUGGCCUCGGAGUGCGGCCUGGAGGUGGACGAGGAGGGCUCCACCGUCAUCGAUCACAUGAACUACGACGUUUCCGACAGCGGCCAGCACACCACUGUAGUGGCGGAUCCGGCGAAUCUGAUCGACGCCCCGGUCAUCGUCGGCAGCAAGGACAUACCCCCGUUGCUGUAUCAGGGAACCGGCCUGAUCGCGGACACGGAUAACCCAUUAAUCUUACGCUUAUUAUCGGCAUCCACCUCCGCGUACACCUAUUAUCCGGAUCAACCGGUCAAGGAGUAUCCGCACGGCGUUGGCAAGAAUACCUUGCUGAUAGCGGCUCUGCAGGCGAGAAACAACGCCCGAGUUUUGUUCUCGGGCUCGCUGUUUUUCUUCAGCGACGAGGCGUUCACCAGCCCGGUUCAAAAGGGACAAGGUGGCCAGAAAUACGACAAGUCCGGCAACCAGGUGGUGGCCAAGGCGAUGGCGCAGUGGGUGUUCAAGGAGAACGGCGUCAUACGCGUGUCGUCCGUUCACCACCAUCGGGUCGGCGAGACGCAGCCGCCGGCCGCGUACACGAUCAUGGACGACGUGGUGUACUCGAUCGAGGUCGAGCGGCUGUCGAACGGCAAGUGGGUGCCCUACGAGACGAACGAUCUGCAGCUGGAGUUCGUGCGGAUCGACCCGUUCGUGCGUAUGACGAUGAAGCCGGUGGGGAACGGCCGCUACGAGGGCAGGUUCAAGAUCCCCGACGUUUACGGGGUGUACCAGUUCAAGGUGGACUAUACGCGCAUCGGACUGACGCAUCUCUACAGCACCACGCAGGUCUCCGUGCGUCCGCUGCAGCACACGCAAUACGAACGCUUUAUACCGAGCGCCUUCCCGUAUUACAUAAGCGCCUUCUCCAUGAUGGCCGGCGUGUUCCUCUUCUCCCUCGUCUUACUCCACUACAAGGAGGACACGAAGCCCAAGUCCGAAUAACGUCCCGACGCUCGCGGACCUUGUCGUCGAGCCGAUCGGACGUUCUUUCUCAAAGGCUGCGGUAUCACUUCUUUUUCUUCUCGCGGAAAGUGUGAUACUAGUAUAGGAGAACUAAUAAGGGUAGAAAGUUGGAAUACUAUCUUAUUUAACGUCGUUUCACACCGCGGUGCGUGCGAUUCCCGAUAUCAACGCUGUUAAACGCAGCUCUCUAUGGAUAACGUGACGCUGUGUCGUAAAAAAAAAGUCGCAUUCCUGUACGUACAUGUUAAGAUUUUAUAAUGGUUCUUCGGGAGGAAGCAAAAAGGAAAAUCGAGGAAAUUCCCAUGCGGUUUACAUUUGUGUUCCCACAUUUCUUCAAGAAAUAGAGCACUGUAUAUAAAACCAUUGCAAUAGAUUCUAUGUAAGAUUGUACUAAGAGAUCGCCGAUGCUAAUCGGGACGAAUAAAUGCUAAAAAUUAUUAUAGUUAUUUGAUCUUGUUUGAGCCGGUAGGGUGAAUUCUUAUUUCACAAUUGCAGCUGUGUUCGACAUAUCUUCAAUACAUUUUGAAACGUACGUAGGCUCAGUGUAUAGUUGGAAUUUCACCGAAUUUAUAUGUUGAGAUAUUUGUAAGCUCUGUAAGAAUUAGAGAAUUUCGUCGAAUUUGUAUAUUUAAAAAUAUAUAAAUAAUUUGAGGACAA